Phanerochaete carnosa HHB-10118-sp is the source of this 1708-nucleotide messenger RNA. RefSeq lists its product as uncharacterized. Bases 275 to 1612 code for a protein of 445 amino acids. The record is from RefSeq and is a predicted model, not a curated record. The transcript has 4 exons. NCBI's taxonomy places the organism in Eukaryota, Fungi, Basidiomycota, Agaricomycetes, Polyporales, Phanerochaetaceae. Gene Ontology annotation, molecular function: oxidoreductase activity.
UGCGAGUUCCGAACAACUCAAUAUCCGGUUCCCUAAGCCGUCCUCCCCUCCCUCAUCUGUCGUGCUCAGCCCGGUCCGCCAGGCAGGCUGGACGCAUGAGUCCACCAAGGCGGUGCUCGAAUGUCUCAAAGACAAUCACAAGCGGUUCCAUAUCUUUUUCAAUGACAAGGGGUUCCACAAGUGCAUCUUUAGUUCCUGAGGCAUACAAUGAUGCAUUAACUGUAAAAAAAAUUGAUGUAGCCACUCGUCACACCAUCUUUUAGCCAUAUACGCCAUGGGUGCAAGCCCCGAGGUGAUACGGGCGGCGUACGAGACUCAUACCGUUUAUCAGCGCCCUGCGUUUCUAGCGCCAGAGACCACAGGCACGAAAGAAACGGUGGUUAUCACAGAGUCCAAUUGGAAGGACUUCUUGGGAGACGAGCGAUACUACCAGGCAUAUGUUGCUUUCUUCUCCAAACUACUCUUAUCGGGCACCCACAACGCCCUCCAAAGCGUCAUGGAUGACUACAUCUUCUCCACGAAUGCGAAUCUCGUUCUAGGGAAGAACGGCACAAAACCGGUGAUGCUCAGCCGGUUCCUCGCUGGCUUCUUGCACCCGCUCAUCCAUACUGGCUACGGUGCAGAAUUCGGGUUGCCCGGGCUAGCUGCGGAAGGUUUGGCGCAGGCUGCUGCUCACCGCGUCGAAGCAGAGUCUGUAUUCACACCCAAGUUUUUCGGCUCUCCGUCUGCAUCUGGACCCCUUUCCAGGCUUAGUUCUCUUUUGCACUUCCCCACUCCUGCCUCCAGAUCCGAUGUUCCGCCUCCAGAUGUCCAUGCCCUGUCUGUCUUAGCGCGAGUUGCAAAGGAGCCGGCUUUUGAGGCAAAGAACGUAGGCCUGCCCGUACCGCGCGAGCAACUGCAGAAGAGCGUUGAUCUGGUCGUUGAUCAUGCUGGCGCGAAACUCAUGGAGUACGCCGAGCAGUGGACGAAGACUGUUCGUCCGGAACGCAACGUCUUGGUGAGAAAGUUUGAGGAGAUUGUUUGGGUGAAUACGGUCGUCUAUGGGGUCGGCGGCUGGGGAGGCAGGUCUCUGGGCGGGGACGAACAGGAACGCUUCAACGCUGACUUCUUUUGCAUGCAUGGAGUAACAUCCGCGCUCAUGGUGGCUCCUCUCCUCAGCACUCUGAGCGCUAACUCAGCGGCUCUUCUGCUUCGCACCUACUUUAUAUUCUCUUUAGUCCUCUACGUCGCGCGUGGCCGGCCGGCCAUUCCGAUUCAAGAAUUCUACACAUCAACAUCGCCAUAUCCCUCGCCUCCAGGUCCGAAGACACAGGCUGCAAAGGAAACCCUCGAACCGUUCGCGUUGCCAAACCCGUGGCUGCCGAUCAUCCAGACGACGCUCGUACACCUGGACGAACAUCUCUGCAAGGCCCAGCGCGCGCUUCUGCAUUUCGCGGAGUGUUUCGGAGGCCUGGAUGCUGGUGCCUUUGCGUCAUGCGGCCUGGAUGGUGCGGACGUCCUGGACGGCACCUUGUUUGCCCGGGUUGCGAGCCUGACUGCGGAUAGGCUUGGUUGGAUGCGCGAGGGUGAAGAGAAACGCGGCUGGGACUUCAAGGGGUUAUUCGAGGCCUGAAGUAUAACAUAUCAAUACAUAGUUCUGGCAUGUACUCUAUGUAUAAUAGUGGAUCAUCGUCUAGCAUGGUGCGGAAAAAUAUAACCUUCGAACGCC